Molecule: messenger RNA, 1434 nt
Organism: Ostrea edulis (European flat oyster)
Lineage: Eukaryota; Metazoa; Mollusca; Bivalvia; Ostreida; Ostreidae
Exons: 7
Coding region: 82-1233 (383 amino acids)
Source: RefSeq, a predicted model, not a curated record
AAUUGUGACACAGCACAGCUCCGGUCAGGUAUAUAAGUCCGUGCUGAGACAGUAAAAGACAGACGAUAGAAGAAGCUAGACAUGGAGUUCCUAAAAGUCCUCGUGGUUUUCUGCGUAGUAUUUCACGGUUCAUUUUCAAAUCCAAAUAGUUCUGAGGAUGAUGUACGUGUUGUCAUUGAACGUGUACAGGGACUCAUAGAAAGGUGGCAUGAGGCUGGCAGGGAUACGAUCGUAUCCCCUUUGCCCGACACCCGCCCUCCCACCGAACCACAACUAUCUGUUCCACGUGUACCACAUAAAUGGACCUCUCUGAAAUAUAAAAUGCACCACACCAUGCUUGAGAAUCUUCUGAAAACAUACUUUGGUAGUUUCCCAGAAGGACCAUAUACAACGGAGAUACCUUUAACACCACAUAAGAUUGUGACAAUGCUGAAUGCAUGGUUCAACAACACUAACCAAAUGUUCACAGAACGGACUGUCUUCAACGUCACCAAAGAGCUGUUGGGUGCCUAUUUUCAGUGCGCAACAACAAAAAUAAACCAAAUGGUUUUCUAUGUUUUGAAUGACCAAGCACGUGCCAUGACCGAGGAUGACCAGAAUAUGUACACGUCUGUCCGGACAAUUCUGGAGAGCUGGAUACCGCACAGUUCUAUACUGGACAAUGUGAGCAGGAGGAUUGCUGUCACUGCUCACAGACAGAUCUACGGGACGUUCAUGAAACACGUCACGCAUUUUCAGCUGAAAGAUUUGAUGAAAUUCUUGGGGCAGAUGAAGAUGUUCUUACGUAGAGCUGGACGCAAACAAUGGAGUCUUGGUACGUUUGAUGAUGAAUUAAAUAAACGUUUACAGGACAAUGACAUCAACUUAAAAUGUCCGAGUCUGGGAACUUUAUGGGAAUUCCACCGGGAAAUUGCUGCCAGUUUUCAAUCACGGUUUAAAGACAUGAAGCCUGUAAGUGAGAUAGAGGCCUGGCUGAGAAAGGUCCUACCCACAUACAUAGCUACGUACACCACCCCCGCCAUCACUGCCAUCCUCCAAGUCUACACGGAUUACGUCAGAGAAGCAAAGCGGAACUUUGAAAAAGUGGAAAUCCAUAUGACCACCGGAAACAGGGCUGACAUCAUAAACUUUGUGUCCAUGUUCCUUACGCCAGAUCAGCUUGAAUAUUUGGAGUCCAUCAUUGAAUACCUGGAAACCCCAAAUACUAGAGGCGAGAAGAUGCACUUGGACUAGAUGACGCGGAUUUUCCAUACAUGGAAGUUAUGUGAAUGUACCAGACACGGAGAAAAUUCCGAUUGUUCAUGCCUAGAGAUUUGUUAUUGAAAGUUUUCUGUUUUUGGUUGCUUGAAAAAUAAACAGUUAAAACUUCUGUUGUAUAAUACAAUGAAUGAACAUAAAACGGAAAUAUUGAAAUAAAACUUGGUUAUAAAGCAU